Pectinophora gossypiella (pink bollworm) is the source of this 1865-nucleotide messenger RNA. RefSeq names its product BRISC complex subunit FAM175B-like. Lineage: Eukaryota; Metazoa; Arthropoda; Insecta; Lepidoptera; Gelechiidae. Gene Ontology annotation, cellular component: nucleus. The record is from RefSeq and is a predicted model, not a curated record. Gene Ontology annotation, biological process: mitotic spindle assembly; attachment of spindle microtubules to kinetochore; protein K63-linked deubiquitination. Bases 174 to 1361 code for a protein of 395 amino acids. Gene Ontology annotation, molecular function: polyubiquitin modification-dependent protein binding; microtubule binding. The transcript has 3 exons.
UCAAUGUGGUUCAAGCGUAGGCUCGAACACCUAAAUACUUCAUUUUCAUUACUUACUUCAUUUGAUAGGUACUUGAUUCGUAAUUUGCGAUUGAACAAAAUACAAGCGUUCAAUCCUAUCUCAAUAUCGAAUAACAGUUCCAAAUGGUUUAAUUACCUACGGUGUCAACAGCAAUGGCUUAUACGGAAAAAGUAUCACUCAGUGGUACCGCUUUGUCCUUUCUACUUUAUGAAUGCGUGAACUCUGUAAACAGCCAGGAGGGAUUUCUCAUCGGCGAUGUUACUUCUGAAGUUACAAAUCAUAUAUCAGACUCACAAAGUGAUAACGCUCGGCUAGACACGCAAAUCGUGAUAAGAACAGUAUUGCCGCUGCCUUCCGUCUCACUAUUUUAUCUGCCAACAGGUAGAAUAAAAGAAGACGUUCUCGCUGAUAUGCUCUCAAGCACAGCCAGUGAAGUAGUGGGCUGGUAUAAAUACAGAAAAAAUAGUAACAUCAAGCCCACUUUUAGAGAUAAACUAAUAUCGAAAGGCUUACAAAAAUACUUUGAGAAGCAUCAUGGUAAGAAGAAUUUUGUAACCUGCAACUUAUCAAGCAAAAUGUCAUCUUCGGGAUCUACCCAUACAUUCACCUACAGAUUUGGCAAAAUCAAUUGUUUUGAUAUGUAUGAAUACAUUGAGGAUGUCACUGCAAAUCUGGGUGAGAAACACACAGGUUACAAGAAAGGAAACAGGAUGUCCCCACAUAGCGUAUUCAAUAAAAUUGUAAAAGAAAGUAAUGUGCAAAGUAAUAAUGCCUCUGAUGCUAUUCUCCGUAUCCAAGAAGCAGUCAAUGUGAGGCUUGUGAAAGAAGCUCAAAUUGCUGCUAAAACUGAAUGUACAAUCCGGGAGCUUGAAGCUGAAAUAAAGCAAAUGAAUAAUAUUUUGGCAGAUAAGCAAACAGCUGAUUUGCAAGCUGCACAUGACAAGAUGAUUGAGGAGAAGUUCAUGAACAGAGAAGUAGAAAUGGCACAAGCUUGUGUCCAGGCUUUGAAUACUCCUUCAGGGGUUGACAUUUUGAAUGUUCCAAAUAUCAUGAUGAACAGCAACCAUUUAUUAAAUAGUGAAAACUCACUGCAGCUUAUUGAAAAUGAUUUAAAAGGCAGAAGUCCAAGUCCUGUUCUGAUGUCUACAAGUUCUGUUAAACCUAUGGUGUUGAAUUAUGCAGCUGCACUUAAAAAUAAAUCAGAUAAGCCUUCAACAAGUAAAACAAACAACUUCAGUGAAGAUUUGAUUUCUUUUGAUGUAGAAGAAAAUCAUACACAGAAGAUCGUAUAUACAAGUGAUGAUGUAAAUUGUGUUGGUGACAGUUCACCUGAGUACUAAUUCCACACGUGCCUUUCCAUUAUAAGUGGUUAUUUAAUAAGUUACCAUAUAGAAAUUUAAUUUUUUAAAUCUAGAUUAUUUUUUGUUACUAAUACUCAUUAUUGUAAUUAUCUGUAAAAUGAACAUGUUACUUAAUCUCUGUGAACUUCAUGUAUAAUCCAACCAAUAAUUUGAACCACAUACUAUUGUGUGAGUGUCUUAUUUGCGAUUGUAAAAUGUUUGUUACACUAUAAUCAUUAAAUGUCUGUGCAUCAUUAUCCUUGAAGGACAUUAACUAUCUUUCAUUAGAAGUUCUAAUUUCACUAUUGACUAUAAUCUAAGUUUAAAUGCAUAAGAGAUUAUUGUACAAAGUAUUUUUGUAAUAAUUUAGGAUAACACAACUGUUUAUUACAUAGACAUGUCAAAAUCUUAAAAUGAAACAUAUUGCAAUUUCAACGUAAUAUGGUAUUUAUUGUAACACAUUUAAAUGCAAAUAAAUUAAAAACAAUAAUUACAAUAUUAAAA